UUUGACUUCAGUUAGUGUGACACAUGGGCUGUAUUAAGGGCUUCGCUUCAUUAGACUAUACCGGAUAGCAGAGAGGGAGUCUGUUGGCACUUGAUAAAUGUUAUAAUCUGCAUGACUGCAGAUGACUCAAACUUUGUUCAGCUCUCUGAAGGGCUAGGGGGCCUUGGCAGCUUUCUGGAAAUUGACUAUUGGCAGCUGAAGGAGCUGCAGGGUUUCUGGGUGGCCAGCUCCUGCCCCAUGGAAUGAGUGAGCUUAGGGCCAUAGGCAGGUCUCUGGAGCUCCGCCUCCAGCCCUCCCCAGCCACCCAAUUUGUGUCUGCUCACUGAGUAAGCCUUUGUCAGCAGAAGCAGGAGUUUGGACGCUCUGAAUGAAAUGUCUUUCCUGCAGGAUCCAAGUUUCUUCACCAUGGGGAUGUGGUCGAUUGGUGCAGGGGCCCUGGGGGCUGCUGCCCUGGCAUUGCUCCUGGCCAACACAGACAUAUUUCUGUCCAAGCCCCAGCGAGCAACCCUGGAGUAUCUGGAGGAAACAGAGUUGAAAACACUGGAGAAGGAACCAAGGACUUUCAAAGCAAAAGAGCUCUGGGAAAAGAAUGGAGCUGUGAUUAUGGCUGUGCGGAGGCCAGGCUGUUUUCUCUGUCGAGAGGAGGCUGCAGACCUGUCCUCCCUGAAGCCCAAGUUGGAUGAGCUGGGUGUCCCCCUCUACGCAGUGGUGAAGGAGCAGAUCAGGACUGAAGUGAAGGACUUCCAGCCUUACUUCAAAGGGGAAAUCUUCCUGGAUGAAAAGAAGAAGUUCUACGGCCCCCAAAGGCGCAAGAUGAUGUUCAUGGGAUUUGUACGGCUCGGGGUCUGGAGCAACUUCUUCCGAGCUCGGAGCGGAGGCUUCUCGGGAAACCUGGAAGGCGAAGGCUUCAUCCUCGGGGGAGUUUUUGUGGUGGGAUCAGGAAAGCAGGGCAUUCUUCUUGAGCACCGAGAAAAAGAAUUUGGAGAUAAAGUAAACCUAGUUUCUGUUCUGGAAGCUGCUAAGAAGAUUAAACCACAGACUUCAGCCUCAGAGAAAAACUGAUUGUGUGACUGCCCAGCUCAGGGACAACUAGGGGCUCAUUGUGUUCACAGAUGCUAAGUUUCCAUGCGUGUCUCUAAAGGGUUAGAACCUACUUAGGCCAUCUUCUCAGUAUAGAUCAUUAAUUUUGUUAACAUUGUACUCUGUUUAGGCUCAAUAAGACACAAUAGCCCCCAAAUAAGACUUAAUAAAAAUCUAAGAAACGAGUGAGGGGUAUUUCAGCUAAAACUUGGAAAACAUGAGACUUAAAGUUGACCGGGGCACCUCAUUACAAAUGUAUAUGGUGUUUGAUGUGCUGUUAUUUGAAAUAAGUGUUUUAUUUUCAUGUCUUUAAAAAUCAAAGAAAAGUUGAUGGUUGACUAGAAGAUUAAGGAUAUAAGGCUUUUGGCUUGUGUGUUUUCUAUUAAUGAUUUGUUAUAUAAUGUUAAAGUAAUACUCAGAUAAAGAAAUUGAUGUGCUCUGGAUGGCUUGAUAAAGGUAGAUUAUAAAAUGAAA
This is a messenger RNA of Miniopterus natalensis, 1554 nucleotides long. RefSeq names its product peroxiredoxin like 2A (gene PRXL2A). Lineage: Eukaryota; Metazoa; Chordata; Mammalia; Chiroptera; Miniopteridae. Gene Ontology annotation, molecular function: antioxidant activity. The record is from RefSeq and is a predicted model, not a curated record.